AGGCCACCCAAAUGACUUGGCAGAAGCUUUCCGUCAUGCUGCUGCCCACUGCAUGUUGCUCUAAGUUGCGUUACAAUCAGCUUUUAUUUAAAGAAAACCCUUUUAUAAACUGGAAGGAUGAGCUAACACUUUCAUUCUGAGCAUCUAGGGUAACUGCUAACCUCAGUCGUUGACCGUCCCGGCUGGCGGGAGAUUUUACAUUCACCUUUUGGACUGAAGUUGAUCAUGGUGCGAAAUGUGGACGACCUGGACUUCUGCCUGUCCUCUCAUCCUCAGAGCAUCCUGGAAGGCUUGCGUUCACUCUGCUCGCACCCUAAACUUGUAGAUGUAACGCUGAGCGCAGGCGGCAGGGAUUUCCCCUGCCACCGAGGAGUGCUGGCCCUCUGCAGCAUGUACUUCCACUCCAUGUUUUCAGGGGACUUUGUGGAGAGCAUAGCGGCACGCGUGGAGCUGCACGACGUCGACCCGGACAUUCUCAGUUGCUUGGUCGAUUUUGCCUACACGGGGAAGCUGACGAUCAACCAGAGCAACGUGGAGGGCUUGGUCUGCGCCUCCAGCAAACUGCAGUUCCAGACGGUGCGGGCCGUGUGCAGCCGGUACCUCCAGCACCAGAUCGAUGCCACCAACUGCCUGGGCAUUCUGGAGUUUGGCAAGAUCCACGGCUGCCCCGAGGUAGUGGCCAAAGCAUGGGCCUUCCUGCUGGAGAACUUUGAGUCUAUUCAAGAAGGUGAGGAGUUUCUUUUAUUGGGAAAGGACAGGCUGGUGGCCUGCUUGUCAGAUGAAGGACUGCAUAUCCGCUCAGAGUGCACUCGUGUCGAAGCCAUCCUAAAAUGGGUCGGGCAUCAGAAAGAAUCUCGACUCUGCCACCUUCCUGAACUCCUCAACUUGUCGCGUGUGUUUCUACUCAGUCGAAACUACCUGGCUGACACUUUACUGAAGGACAGUCUGGUGCAAGCCUCUCCCAGCUGCAAGGAGGCGAUCGAAAAGGUUUACGGAGAGAGAAUGAAUUUGGCAACAGAACACGGUGACAGGCUCAGCUCUCAGAGUCCACUACCAAACCUGCAAGAAGUUCUGUUUGUGAUGGGGGGCCGUUCGCUGGACGGCUCCGAUGACGAGGCCGACUCGGAUGAGGAAGAGGAUAGAGAUCCGAGACUGCUGUCCAAGAACUGUGCUUUCUACAACACAAGAACAAAAAAGUGGUAUGAACUGCCCAAUUUCCCCAAUCCAAACAAGUGGGGUUACUCCAUGGUGUCCUUGAAUAAUGAUGUGUAUGUUACAGGCGGCUCUCGAGGUUCGAAUACCAACACCUGGUCCACCACAGAAACCUGGAAGUACAUCACAAGAGAGGGGAGGUGGGUCACCGUGACGCCCAUGUUCCGGCCCCGGACCAACCACACAUCAGCAACGCUCAACGGGGAAGUUUAUGUCAUCGGAGGUACGACAUCAGAACGAGUGGAGGUUGAGCAUUACGACCCCUUCAACAACACCUGGGCCUUGACAUGUCCCGCCUUAAAAUACGUGACUAACUUCACGGCUACAGCUUGCCAUGGGAAGCUCUAUGUGAUCGGAUCAUGUGCAGUCAAGUACAAUGCUUUGACCAUGCAGUGCUACAACCCCGUCAUAGAUAACUGGAUCAAUGUAUGUUCCCCCUUCAUCCCCAAGUAUCUGUCUUCUCCUCGUUCCGUCUGCGUGGAUGGAACUAUAUACCUGGUGGCUGACAAUACAAAGAAAGUUUAUUUAUAUGAUCCAGACGCAAACAUAUGGCAGAAGGUCCAGCAGCUUCACAUGCUUCAUGAGAACGGAGGCCUCGUAACGCUGGAUGGGAAACUGUUUGUCACUGGAGGCCAUUGGAAAGGUAUGGAGGGAGACUACGGGGUGGAAGUGGAGGUUUACAACCGAGCCCAGAACACCUGGGAGGUGGAGGGCUUCCUUCCAAGACUUUGGUUCUACAGCGGAUUGUGCACUAUUUUUAUUGAUCCAUCCCACUGGCCUGAGCUUUCACCCAUAGAUUCAGAGUAAUGAAUAAGAAUAACAGCAUCCCAUCCAGCAGGAUCAGCUGCGUAACAGAGUUCACGGAGGCGAGUCUGCCCCAUAUCUAUUCUUACUGAAUGUUUAUCCCAGGAUGUCAUUGUAGCCUAGAAUAGUGUUACGUGAUCCUCAGGCUAUUCUUCCAUAUUUUUAGGACAGUGUUUGACUGCUCAGCAGGUGUUUAUUUAUCCUGUGUACUACAUGUUUGAGAUCUGAAUUCCUCUCAUGUUUUUUAAAUAGUGCUUGUGAAUCAUGAAAUGCCUUUAGAAAUAUCUUGAGGGCAAUUGCUAUGAGAAUCAUUAUAAUUGUGUCUGCUAUAUUUGUUGUGCAUUCACUUCUGAUGUUCAAUGAAUAAAUGACUUUCUG
This is a messenger RNA of Cololabis saira (Pacific saury), 2394 nucleotides long. RefSeq names its product kelch-like family member 30 (gene klhl30). The coding region runs from base 226 to 2019 and encodes 597 amino acids. The record is from RefSeq and is a predicted model, not a curated record. Lineage: Eukaryota; Metazoa; Chordata; Actinopteri; Beloniformes; Belonidae. Gene Ontology annotation, molecular function: protein binding. The transcript has 8 exons.